Eutrema salsugineum is the source of this 1145-nucleotide messenger RNA. RefSeq names its product gibberellin 3-beta-dioxygenase 4. The coding region runs from base 13 to 1068 and encodes 351 amino acids. Gene Ontology annotation, molecular function: dioxygenase activity. The transcript has 2 exons. Lineage: Eukaryota; Viridiplantae; Streptophyta; Magnoliopsida; Brassicales; Brassicaceae. The record is from RefSeq and is a predicted model, not a curated record.
AUUUCACAAGCCAUGCCUUCGAUAACAGAAGAGGUAUCUAUCGGAGACUUAGGCAGUCUCCAAACACUUCCGGAAUCAUUCACCUGGAAACUCACCGGAGCUGACUCCGUUCUCUCUCCCUCCUCUGAAACAGUGGAAGAGUCCAUUCCGCUCAUCGACCUCUCCGAUCCUGACGUUACCACUCUGUUAGGAAAUGCGUGCAAGACAUGGGGAGCGUUUCAGAUAGCUAACCAUGGCAUUUCUCAGAAGCUCCUUGACGAUAUCGAGUCUCUCUCCAAAACCUUUUUCGAUAUGCCGUCAGAGAAGAAGCUCGAGGCGGCUUCCUCCGAUAAAGGAGUUAGUGGCUACGGGGAACCUCGAAUCUCUCUUUUCUUCAAGAAGAAAAUGUGGUCCGAAGGAUUCACUAUCGCCGAUGGCUCCUACCGCAACCAUUUCCUUUCUCUUUGGCCGCACGAUUUCACCAAAUACUGCGGAAUAAUCGAAGAAUACGAGGGCGAAAUGGAAAAGUUAGCGAGCAGACUUCUGUGUUGCAUAUUGGGCUCACUUGGUGUCACCGUGGACGACAUUGAAUGGGCUUACAAGGCCAAGAACUCUGGAUCAAAAGUGGGUCGACGUGCCAUACGACUAAACCAUUACCCGGUUUGUCCAGAACCAGAAAGAGCCAUAGGUCUAGCCGCUCAUACCGACUCCACUAUCCUAACCAUUCUGCACCAGAGCAACAUGGGAGGGCUACAAGUGUUUAGAGAAGAGUGCGGUUGGGUUACAGUAGAGCCGGUUCCCGGUGCUCUCGUGGUCAACAUUGGUGACCUCUUUCACAUUUUAUCGAACGGGAAAAUCCCGAGUGUGAUUCACCGAGCGAGAGUUAACCAUAACCGGUCAAGAAUUUCGAUAGCGUAUCUGUGGGGUGGUCCAGCUGGUGAUGUGGAGAUAAGACCUAUAUCCAAGAUAGUUGGUCCGGUUGGACCGUCUCUAUACCGGCCAAUUACUUGGAAUGAAUAUCUCCGAAUCAAAUAUCAGGUUUUCGACAAGGCAUUGGACGCAAUUAGGGUCGUUAAUCCCACCAAUUGAAUCUCGUUUUCCAAAUUUCCUUGAAUAAAAUAAAGUUGUCUCCCGAUCAUAUAAAAAAAAACAAAGAGUUGUGUUAU